Messenger RNA from Galleria mellonella (greater wax moth), 718 nucleotides. Its product is annotated as UPF0389 protein CG9231. Lineage: Eukaryota; Metazoa; Arthropoda; Insecta; Lepidoptera; Pyralidae. Bases 177 to 575 code for a protein of 132 amino acids. The record is from RefSeq and is a predicted model, not a curated record. The transcript has 2 exons.
UACUGGGCUGUAUAGAUAUUGGUCUCUUUGCCUGUCAUUUUUGAAAAAAUAUACAAAAGAAAAAAAUAAACAUUUUUUUUAUUUUUUUUACGUGACAUCAUAGUGAAAUUGAAAUAUCUGUAUACAAAUUUCAUGUCUUUAUUAAUUUUUAAUAUCGAUACAUUGAAGUUUCGAAAAUGAAUAAGUUACUCUCAUUUAGGAUAUUCUCGCGUUAUAUAAUACGAAAUAUGUGUACACCGUCAACUUCUGGUCCAUCUUCGUCCUCCGGAUCUAUACGUGCACAAUACAAACCUUCAGAAUUCCAAAAGUUUAUUUUAGUUUGGACAAAGAAAUUCAAGUCAAAGGAAGAAAUACCCACCUUUGUAUCAGCUGACUUAAUUGAGCGAUCUCGUAGUGAAGCCAGAAUUAAAAUUGCAAAUAUUCUCAUGCUCCUGACAGCUCUUGCAAGUCUUGGUGCUAUACUAGCUGGGAAAGCUGCUGCAAAACGAGGUGAAUCUGUACAUCAGAUGAACUUAGACUGGCACAAAAAAUAUGAAGAAGACUAUAUUAAGAAACAAGAAGCACCAUCUAAAUAAAAUUAAGUUGGUUUAACUGUUAUACCCAUAAAUAUGUAAAAACUAUAGAAAUAAGUAUUUAUAUUAUAUAUUUGUGAUUUCUGAUGUAGUAUAAAUAAAUGUAAAAAAAAUUGAAUAAUAAACAAAUUAGUGAAGCAAUAUAA